AUGGACCUUUCAAGAACGCCGCCGCGCUCGUCUCCUUUCAAAAAAGUUGCUGAUUCCCACGCGGACCUCUCAGAAAAGGCCGUGCACCUGCGAGUGGGCGGGGCCCCCGCGAUCCGCCUGGCGUUGCUCCGCCCCCCGGCCAGGCCACAAUCCGUUUCGGACGUCUCCCCUCACUCCUCAACUAUCUUUUGUCUGCCGUUUCUCGAGAUGAAGAGCAUCACCCGCCAGCCUCGUUCCGUCAUCAGCCACGUCUCGCCGAAGAGUCGUCUUCGCAAGACUUCCGAGGAACGUCGGGAAAAGCAAAAGGUUUGUUGAGAUUUUCGGGCUUUUUGUUGAUUUUUUGUCCUUCCUGGAGUGUUCAGGAUCCUUAAUUUUCAUUUUUAUUCUUUUUAUCUUCUAUCUUUGUUUAGCAUCUCCUUAAAGCGUUUAAAUAUCAAAUUUGGUCUGUUUGAACAAGUUUUUUUGUCCAUUUAUUAUAGUUUUUUUCCGGCAGUUAGGAACCUUUUAUCUUGAAAUUUAAACAUAAAAAAAGUUUUUUUGACUUCAAAACUAAAAAGUAUAGAAGAUUUUCCCUUUAAAGUUAUCACUGUAAAAAAAUCUUCUUGCUUGAAAAUUAACCCUAAAAAGGACUCUUUGCCUCAGAAUUGACAUAUUAAAAAGCUCUUUUUUUCGAAAUUCGCCCCUCGAAAAGCCUCUUGAAUUUGAAAUUUUUUUACUAAAAAAACAUUAUUAUUAUUUUUGAGCUUUCCAGCAGACUUUCAUGACUUGAAUAUCAUCUUAACGAAAAUUCGAAUAAUUCUCAUUUCCGAAUUCUUCAGGUCGAAGCCACUCUGCGCAAGCUGGUCGGCUCCGAUGAGAGCGAGUCGCAGUUGGACCUGGUCCUGUCGGUCAUCUCCUACAUCCGUGAACUCCAGUCGCAGCUGGAAUGCCCAGACAAGGAGAACUCCUUGCCCGCCGACCUCGAGAAGCUCUUCUCCAAUUGCACCGCCUUAGCCGCCUCCUCCUCCUCCGCCUCCAAACCUUCCGACUCUAAUUCAUAA
Molecule: messenger RNA, 1040 nt
Organism: Caenorhabditis auriculariae
Lineage: Eukaryota; Metazoa; Nematoda; Chromadorea; Rhabditida; Rhabditidae
Source: the annotation of a GenBank genome assembly